AAGUUCGACAAGACGUACGGCAUGCCCUCGACCCACUCGUCCUCGAUCGCCUUCUUCGGCACCUACCUGUCCCUGUCGUCCCUCAUCCUCCCGCUCCACCCCCGCGUCACCUCGCUCCUCCCGGGCUGGGACCGGUUCGCGACCGUCGCCGAGACGACCCUCGGCGGGCCCGGUGCCGCCCAGGUCUCGUUCUGGCGGUACGCCGCCGGCGCGUGGGGCCAGCGCGUGACGCGUGUCGCGCUCGCCGGCCUGUUUCUCGCCGGUACGGCGAGCGUGUGCUGGAGCCGCGUUCGGCUCGGGCACCACACGCGCGCUCAGGUCGUCGCCGGCGCGAGCCUCGGGUCGCUCAUCGCGCUCGGGUGGAUGAGCCUGUGGCUCGGCCUCGAAGGGUGGAGCACGCUCGUUGGGCGCGACUUGAACCGGGCGCUCGUCGGCGUGACAGGGAGGAACGCGCCCGAGUGGCUCGUGCGCGGGAUCAAGGAGCCGGCGGUCGUGUGGGAGCGGGCGGGCGAGGACGCGGCGUGGCUCGUCCUCGAAGCGUGGAAGACGCGGAGGUGGGACAUACUGCGUGAGCUGCAGUCGUUCCCUCUGACGGGCAGGCGGGCGGGCGGCGAGCUGUAGCAGACUUGCUCGGCAACUUUCCUUUUUCUACUCGC
Messenger RNA from Rhodotorula graminis WP1, 656 nucleotides. RefSeq lists its product as uncharacterized. Lineage: Eukaryota; Fungi; Basidiomycota; Microbotryomycetes; Sporidiobolales; Sporidiobolaceae. The record is from RefSeq and is a predicted model, not a curated record. Bases 22 to 621 code for a protein of 199 amino acids. The transcript has a single exon.